Molecule: messenger RNA, 1829 nt
Organism: Salmo salar (Atlantic salmon)
Lineage: Eukaryota; Metazoa; Chordata; Actinopteri; Salmoniformes; Salmonidae
Product: natterin-3
Source: RefSeq, a predicted model, not a curated record
CUGUGAGGGUGUGUGCAUUUAGGGCACUAUUUCACUAUCUGAAAUGAUACAGUAUGUUUCUGUUCAAUGGAGCCUACGUCAAAACUGGCAGAAACAAUAAGGAAUGGGAGUUUGACAGCAAUGUCAUGUUGAGUUAAUGUGAAUUUGUGUAACAUUAUAGUUAUAACUAUAGUCCUUGAAUGUUUCCUAAUAUUUAUCUUUUCCCUGGUCUUCCUCAGAUGAAGCUGCCGGUCUUGGUGGUCAUCUCACUGCUGCACUUGGGACAGUCCUGUGCCCAGGCUGCAGAGCCCCCUCCACACAGCCUCUGGGACAUACUGUAGUGAGGAAGAGCUCCCUGAGACGGAAGGGUAAAUUAAAAUACAUUUGUAUACUUCUCUAAUUUGAUAUACUCCUUUAAUUCAGUCAAUCCCUGCUUUUGACCUCUUAGAAAGGAAAACAGAAAACAUUCAAAAGGUCAUUCAAGGCAAGUUGUUUCAAUGCAACAAAAGUAGGUGCAUAUUGUGACACUGUUUUAUUCUGCCUUCUAGUGUCCCUCUUGAACCCAGUACUGGAAGUGGCUGAGCUGGAAUGGUUCUCUCCUCACUGUAGCUGUGGGCAUCUACAACAGCUACACCGAACGCACAGACUACAUCUGCAAAUAUAACUGUGAAGCCGGCUUCUUCACAAGGGCCCUUACUACCAAUACCCCUACAGUGACAGAGAGUACUACGUUCGAGAUUCUGACCAACAGGAACCACUUUGAAUAUGUGGAGUGAAAAGAGGACUCACACGGCGCGGUGCCCAGACUCAGUCAGAACGUGCUCCGGAAUGGGCAUCUAGGUGGAGAAGAACAAGUACGGCUUGGGGAGGUGGUCCCUCAGUUCGAGGCCUUCUUCCUGCCCUGGGAGGGUGAUGAGUACUGGUACAAGAGCUACCAGGUCCUGACCAUCAACAGAGACGCCUACAGCCAGCACAUCUCCCACGUCAAGUACGGCAUCGAUGAGGUGGAAAUAUUCCACUACCCUCCAAGACCAUGCGCAUUUCCGGCAACACCAACAACGAGUGCCAGAUGGUGGUGAAGACGGUGACCAUCUCCAAAACAUCAGAGGAUGAGAGUACCUGGAACAUCGGACAUACCACCAUGCUGGGCAUCACCACCGGCAUCACAGCCAAGAUCCCCCUGACUGGCUCCAGAGGGGUGGAGUUCAAUGGGGAGAAGACCCUACAGUUCAACAGGGGCACCACUAUGGUGGCGGCCCACAGCCACUCGGUGUCUGUGGAGCUCAAGGUGCCACCCAACCACUCCUGUACCAUGUACAUGGAAGGCCGCAAGAUCACCACAGACAUUCCCUUCACAGCCAGGCUGAGCCGUACAUAUGGCAACGGAGAGACCCAGUAUCUCUGGGGUGUACGAUGCGGUUCAGAUCGGAGAGAUCCGGGCCGUGGUGAACCGCUGUGAGCCUGUCGUAGACGCCAAGCCCUGUCCUUAAGACUAAUAUCAUCCAAACAAACUCUAAAUCUAAAUCUACAUACAUCUACACUCACACUGUAAGUAUACAGUCUGCUGUAUACUGUAUGUCACAAUCUAUAUUAUCAACUACUCCCUAGGUUAUACCAACACUGAUUAAUGUGACACAUGUAGCACAUUUUACACAAGUAUUGUACAGUUUGUGGUUCCUGGUCAGGUGUAAACAACGAAGCAAUGGCAAAACUGACUACUCUGAUUAUUGUGUUCAAUUCUUUUUUCACAAUUUAUGUCUAAGAAAUUAAAUGACAGAAAAUACAGAAUGUGCCUGUUUUGAAAUGUAUGCUCUCAAAAAAUAAAUGUGUACAUAUAUUGCACUUUCUAA